This is a messenger RNA of Euleptes europaea (tarantolino), 311 nucleotides long. RefSeq names its product small integral membrane protein 13 (gene SMIM13). Lineage: Eukaryota; Metazoa; Chordata; Lepidosauria; Squamata; Sphaerodactylidae. The record is from RefSeq and is a predicted model, not a curated record. Bases 37 to 306 code for a protein of 89 amino acids. The transcript is spliced from 2 exons.
UGGAGACCCAAGGAGCCCCGGCUUCUAACCGCGACAAUGUGGCAAAGCGUCGGCUUGACCCUGCUGGUGAUCGUGGCCACGCUGGUUUGCGUCCUGCUCUUCAUGCUUUGCGGUUGGUAUGUGGUCUGGCAGCUGUUCUUAUCCAAAUUCAAGUUCUUGCGGGAACUGAUAGGAGACACAGGAUCCCAACAGGGAGAUAACGAAAUCACAGAGCCGGAAAGUGAACAAGAUGCAUCAUCCAUUCUGCAGAGGAGUAGGCAGAAGUCAACACGGCAGCGAAAGGCACCCCCCGAAGAAGCCACUUAAAGCAA